CGUGUGCAGAGGUGGUAGACUGAAAGACUGGAACGCUAAAUGUUGUUUUUCACAUGUAGACGUUUUAAAACGCUUCGACUGCAGAAGACAAUAAAUAAAAGCAGCAUAAGAGAAGAACUGGACUUUAUCUGACGUCAACCCGAGAUAGCACAGCGCAGCAGCGGCAGCAGAAUGGGUUACUUAAAACUAAUCGAGAUCGAAAAUUUCAAAUCGUACAAAGGUCGACAAAUAAUAGGACCUUUCCACAAAUUCACAGCGAUAAUUGGACCAAAUGGAUCAGGGAAGUCAAACUUGAUGGAUGCCAUCAGCUUUGUUUUGGCAGAGAAGACGAGUAAUCUCCGUGUUAAAACCCUGAAGGACCUGAUCCACGGAGCUCCAGUGGGGAAACCCGCAGCUAACCGUGCGUUUGUGAGCAUGGUGUACUGUGAGGACAGCGACAAUGAACGCACAUUCACACGGGUCAUAAUAGGUUCCUCUUCAGAAUACAGGCUUGACAGCAAGGUGGUUGGACUCUCUGACUACAGUGAGGAACUGGAGAAACUGGGCAUCCUCAUCAAGGCCAGGAACUUUCUAGUGUUUCAGGGUGCUGUUGAGUCCAUAGCCAUGAAGAACCCGAAGGAGAGGACAGCUCUUUUUGAGGAGAUUUCCCGCUCGGGGGAACUAGCUCAGGAAUAUGACCGCAGGAAGAAAGAGAUGGUAAAGGCAGAGGAGGACACACAGUUCAACUAUCAUCGGAAGAAGAACAUCGCAGCUGAGCGCAAGGAGGCCAAGCAGGAGAAAGAGGAGGCUGAGCGGUACCAGCGGCUAAAGGACGAGGUGGUUAGGGCUCAUGUGCAGUUGCAGCUCUUCAAGCUCUACCACAAUGAAGCGGAGAUUGAGAAGCUGAAUCGAGAGCUGUCGCAGCGCAACCGUGAGAUCGAGAAAGACAGAAAGAAGAUGGACCACAUCGAAGAUGAACUGAAGGAGAAGAAGAAAGAGCUGGGGAGGAUGAUGAGGGACCAGCAGAACGUGGAGAAAGAGAUAAAAGAGAAAGAUGCAGAGCUGAACCAGAAACGGCCACUGUACAUCAAAGCCAAGGAGAACACCUCCCACAAGAUUAAGAAGCUGGAAGCGGCCCGCAAGUCUUUGCAGAAUGCUCAGAAGAUGUAUAAGAAGCGUAAGGCAGACAUGGAGGAGCUGGACCGAGAGCAGGGGGCUGUGGAGAUGGCCAGGCAGGAGUUUGAGGAGCGCAUGGAGGAGGAGGCUCAGAGUCAGGGCCAGGACCUCACCCUGGAGGAAAACCAGGUGAAGCAGUACCACAGGCUGAAGGAGGAGGCCAGUAAGCGGGCAGCCACGCUGGCACAGGAGCUGGAGAAGUUCAACCGCGAUCAGAAGGCUGACCAGGACAGACUGGACCUGGAGGAGAGGAAGAAAGUGGAGACAGAGGCUAAAAUAAAGCAGAAAAUAAGAGAGAUAGAGGAAAACCAGAAACGCAUUGAGAAGCUGGAAGAUUACAUUGCGACUAGCAGGCAGUCUCUGGAUGAACAGAGGAGAAUGGAGGAGGAGUUGACUGAGGAAGUAGAGCUCGCCAAACGGAGGAUCGAUGAGAUAAAUAUGGAAUUAAACCAGGUGAUGGAGCAGCUUGGAGAUGCCAGAAUUGACCGUCAGGAGAACAGUCGUCAGCAGCGCAAAGCUGAGAUCAUGGAGAGCAUUAAGAGACUCUACCCUGGCUCAGUGUAUGGCAGGCUGAUUGACCUGUGCCAGCCCACACAGAAGAAGUAUCAGAUUGCUGUGACAAAGGUGCUGGGAAAGAACAUGGAUGCCAUCAUUGUGGACUCAGAGAAGACAGGCAGAGACUGCAUCCAGUACAUCAAAGAGCAGAGAGGAGAACCAGAGACCUUCCUGCCCCUGGACUACCUGGAAGUCAAGCCCACAGAUGAGAAGUUGAGGGAGCUGCGAGAAGCCAAGCUGGUGAUUGACGUGAUCCGCUAUGAGCCACCCCACAUAAAGAAAGCACUACAGUAUGCCUGUGGAAAUGCUCUCGUGUGUGAGAAUGUGGAGGACGCUCGCAGGAUUGCUUUUGGAGGACCUUACCGACAUAAGACGGUGGCCUUGGAUGGCACUCUUUUUCAAAAGUCUGGAGUGAUCUCUGGAGGAGCCAGUGAUCUGAAAGCGAAGGCCCGACGCUGGGAUGAGAAAGCUGUGGACAAACUCAAAGAUAAGAAAGAGAAACUAACAGAGGAACUGAAGGAGCAGAUGAAGGCGAAGAGGAAGGAGGCAGAGCUGAGGCAGGUCCAGUCUCAGGCCCACGGGCUGCAGAUGAGACUGAAGUACUCUCAGAGUGACCUGGAACAGACCAAGACUCGCCACCUGUCCCUCAACAUGCAGGAGAAAUCAAAGUUGGAGAGUGAACUGGCAAAUUUUGGUCCGCGCAUCAACGACAUCAGGAGAAUCAUCCAGUCACGUGAGAGAGACAUCACUGAGCUGAGAGACCGCAUGAACCUGGUGGAGGAUGAAGUAUUUCUUGAAUUUUGUGAAGAGAUUGGGGUGAGAAACAUUCGAGAGUUUGAAGAGGAGAAAGUCAAGAGACAGAAUGAGAUUGCCAAAAAACGACUUGAAUUUGAGACCCAGAAGACCCGUCUAGCCAUCCAGCUGGACUAUGAGCGGAACCAGCUGAAGGAAGACCAGGAGAAAGUGAUGAUGUGGGAGCAGACAGUGAAGAAAGAUGAGAGUGAGAUUGAAAGACUUAAGAAGGAGGAGCACAGACACAUGAAGAUCAUUGAUGAGACCAUGGCUCAACUGCAGGACCUCAAAAAUCAGCACCUCACUAAAAAGGGAGAGGUCAAUGACAAGAACCGAGAGAUGGAGGAGAUCCGCAAGAAACUAGGAGCUGCUAACAAAGAGCUGACUCAGCUACAGAAAGAGGUGACAGCGAUUGAGACAAAGCUGGAGCAGAAACGCAGUGACAGACACAACCUUCUACAGGCCUGCAAGAUGCAGGACAUCAAACUGCCCCUCAAAUCUGGAACCAUGGAUGACAUCAGUCAGGGAGAGGGAGGCUCCCAGGUUGAUGAGUCCAGCAGCCAGAAAACAUCCAGCUCUGUGCAUGCCAAGGAAGCUCUCAUAGAAAUAGAUUACAGCAACUUGAAUGAGGACCUCAAGGACACUCUCUCUGAGGAGGAGAUUAAGGCUGAGAUGAACACUUUGCAGCAGAGGCUGAAUGAGCAGCAGAGCAUUCUCCAGCGCAUCAGCGCUCCCAACAUGAAGGCCAUGGAGAAACUGGAGAGCGUCAGGGACAAGUUCCAGGAGACCAGUGACGAAUUUGAAGCAGCACGAAAGAGAGCUAAGAAGGCUAAGCAGGCGUUUGAGCAGAUCAAGAAGGAGAGGUUUGACCGUUUCAACACUUGCUUUGAGUCCGUCGCCACCAAUAUUGAUGAGAUCUACAAAGCCCUCUCGCGUAACAGCAGUGCACAGGCCUUUCUUGGCCCAGAGAACCCAGAGGAACCAUACUUAGAUGGAAUCAAUUACAAUUGUGUGGCUCCAGGAAAGAGAUUCAGGCCAAUGGAUAAUCUGUCUGGAGGGGAGAAGACAGUCGCUGCUUUGGCUCUGCUUUUUGCCAUUCACAGCUACAAACCGGCUCCGUUCUUCGUCCUUGAUGAGAUUGAUGCUGCACUUGAUAACACAAACAUUGGCAAGGUGGCCAAUUACAUAAAGGACCAGUCAGUCCAGAACUUCCAGGCCAUUGUCAUCUCCCUAAAAGAGGAGUUCUAUACAAAGGCUGACUCACUCAUAGGAGUCUACCCUGAGCAAGGAGACUGCGUCAUCAGCAAAGUGCUGACCUUUGACCUCUCCCAGUAUCCUGACGCCAAUCCAAAUCCCAACGAUUAGAGCAGCUGGAUUUGUAAGUAUAGAAAAACAGUGUUCAAAAGGACCCUUAGCAAACCAACUCUACGGACGUUAAUGCAUACAUUGUGCUGUCAUUGACAUGCUGUGAUGCUCAGUUCAGUAGACAGCUGUUCAGUGUUGUGUGCAUGAUUUUACAGAAACUAUGCGAAUCACGCAUCUAUAAGUUAUUAAAUGUUUUUAAAAACUGUGAAUGCUGAAAUGAAACUGUUACCACACUCAUGCCUUAGCUAAAUAAUGUUUAUUCUGUGUUCUGGGGAGACAAGCCUAGUACUAAGAGAUUUCUGUCAGAUGUGUCAUGUUACAUUAGGCAAAAUAUAGCUAGAACUCUAAACAAAGCACAUACUGCAUAGGCCAUUGCGAGU
This is a messenger RNA of Colossoma macropomum (tambaqui), 4247 nucleotides long. RefSeq names its product structural maintenance of chromosomes 1A (gene smc1a). Gene Ontology annotation, biological process: sister chromatid cohesion. Gene Ontology annotation, cellular component: cohesin complex; chromosome; nucleus. NCBI's taxonomy places the organism in Eukaryota, Metazoa, Chordata, Actinopteri, Characiformes, Serrasalmidae. The transcript has 26 exons. Gene Ontology annotation, molecular function: ATP hydrolysis activity; ATP binding; DNA binding. The record is from RefSeq and is a predicted model, not a curated record. Bases 172 to 3867 code for a protein of 1231 amino acids.